Vicia faba (fava bean) is the source of this 390-nucleotide messenger RNA. Lineage: Eukaryota; Viridiplantae; Streptophyta; Magnoliopsida; Fabales; Fabaceae. The record is from the annotation of a GenBank genome assembly.
AUGCUAAAUACCAUCCAACCCACUUAUCAUCUGAAAUUAAGUCCUUUGGGAAUGAUGACAAGAGUGAUAAUAAAAGCGGUAACUAAGUAUCGUGAUGUCAAAUGGAUAACUCCUUUUUGGAUUUUCUUAAGGAUUGAUGUUGAUGACAGGUCCUUGGAUCAUCUUGGUACAAUUGGAUUUAGGAGUCUUAAAGAACCAUGCUGGUUAUUGAAUUUCUGGUUUUGUGGAAUCGCAUAUAGUCUAAUAUGUCUUGAGUUAAUUGGAAUUGCUAAUGGCUUGAAUUUUGCUUGGAAGCCAAGCCAUAAAAGUUUUGUUAUUGAAUAUGAUUCGAAAUCUGCCGGGGAAUUAAUCGGGGUGGGAGAUCAGUUGUGUCACUCAUAUGCUCCUUGA